AGCUGUCUAUAUCAACAGUUUAACAGGUGGUAGAGAAACAUGGAGGAGGAUGUCUACAGCUGUCUAUAUCAACAGUUUAACAGGUGGUAGAGAAACAUGGAGGAGGAGGUCUACAGCUGUCUAUAUCAACAGUUUAACAGGUGGUAGAGAAACAUGGAGGAGGAGGAGGUCUACAGCUGUCUAUAUCAACAGUUUAACAGGUGGUAGAGAAACAUGGAGGAGGAGGUCUACAGCUGUCUAUAUCAACAGUUUAACAGGUGGCAGAGAAACAUGGAGGAGGAGGAGGAGGUCUACAGCUGUCUAUAUCAACAGUUUAACAGGUGGUAGAGAAACAUGGAGGAGGAGGAGGUCUACAGCUGUCUAUAUCAACAGUUUAACAGGUGGUAGAGAAACAUGGAGGAGGAGGUCUACAGCUGUCUAUAUCAACAGUUUAACAGGUGGUAGAGAAACAUGGAGGAGGAGGUCUACAGCUGUCUAUAUCAACAGUUUAACAGGUGGUAGAGAAACAUGGAGGAGGAGGAGGUCUACAGCUGUCUAUAUCAACAGUUUAACAGGUGGUAGAGAAACAUGGAGGAGGAGGAGGUCUACAGCUGUCUAUAUCAACAGUUUAACAGGUGGUAGAGAAACAUGGAGGAGGAGGUCUACAGCUGUCUAUAUCAACAGUUUAACAGGUGGUAGAGAAACAUGGAGGAGGAGGAGGUCUACAGCUGUCUAUAUCAACAGUUUAACAGGUGGUAGAGAAACAUGGAGGAGGAGGAGGUCUACAGCUGUCUAUAUCAACAGUUUAACAGGUGGUAGAGAAACAUGGAGGAGGAGGAGGUCUACAGCUGUCUAUAUCAACAGUUUAACAGGUGGUAGAGAAACAUGGAGGAGGAGGAGGUCUACAGCUGUCUAUAUCAACAGUUUAACAGGUGGUAGAGAAACAUGGAGGAGGAGGAGGUCUACAGCUGUCUAUAUCAACAGUUUAACAGGUGGUAGAGAAACAUGGAGGAGGAGGAGGUCUACAGCUGUCUAUAUCAACAGUUUAACAGGUGGUAGGAGAAACAUGGAGGAGUGGAUUAUGUCCCUGGCUCCCGUUCCCCUAUCACAGGAGGUUGGUAGCUCCUUAAUCCGGGAGGACGGGCUCGUGGUAAUGUCCAGAGAGGAAUGA
This is a messenger RNA of Oncorhynchus keta (chum salmon), 1150 nucleotides long. RefSeq lists its product as uncharacterized. The transcript is spliced from 6 exons. The coding region runs from base 50 to 1150 and encodes 366 amino acids. The record is from RefSeq and is a predicted model, not a curated record. NCBI's taxonomy places the organism in Eukaryota, Metazoa, Chordata, Actinopteri, Salmoniformes, Salmonidae.